AUGCAUCAGAUCUACAGCUGCAGCGAUGAAAAUAUAGAAGUUUUCACCACUGUCCUUCCUUCCAAAGUGUCCAGUCCAGCCAGGAGACGAGUCAAAAGCUCUCAACACCUCCUAACCAAGAAUGUGGUGAUCGAGUCCGACCUGUACGCGCCUCGGGCCCUGGAGCUGCUGCCUUACCGCGGUGACCGCAGGGGCGAUGCCGGAGACAGCCACAGGUUCGGCCGGCUCCAGACAGCCAGGCCACCGGGCGCCCAUCCUACCAAAACGCCUACCAGGCCUGGGGGGAGUUCUGAACUCAAAGCAUCAAACCUGUGUGGGAAUCGAGCAUACGGGAAAUCAUUGAUCCCACCUGUGGCCCGGAUCUCAGUGAAAGCUCCAGCAGGGGUAGAGGCGGCAGCCCCAAGCUCAGAGAAUGGAGCUGCUCUGGGGAGAGGACCUAGACACUUCAAGAAGAUGGCAGAAGAGUAUCCAACCCUUCCCCAGGGGGCAGAGGCCUCUCUGCCGCUGACAGGCAGCAGUGCUUCCUGUGGUGUCCCGGGCAUCCUCAGGAAAAUGUGGACCAGGCACAAGAAGAAGUCCGAAUACGUGGGAGCCACUAACAGCGCCUUUGAGGCUGACUAA
Dipodomys ordii (Ord's kangaroo rat) is the source of this 621-nucleotide messenger RNA. RefSeq names its product chromosome unknown open reading frame, human C8orf46 (gene Vxn). Bases 1 to 621 code for a protein of 206 amino acids. The transcript has 6 exons. Lineage: Eukaryota; Metazoa; Chordata; Mammalia; Rodentia; Heteromyidae. The record is from RefSeq and is a predicted model, not a curated record. Gene Ontology annotation, biological process: neuron differentiation; neurogenesis.